Messenger RNA from Salvia hispanica, 2266 nucleotides. It is a transcript of the gene NAC075, whose product is annotated as NAC domain containing protein 75. NCBI's taxonomy places the organism in Eukaryota, Viridiplantae, Streptophyta, Magnoliopsida, Lamiales, Lamiaceae. The record is from RefSeq and is a predicted model, not a curated record. Gene Ontology annotation, biological process: regulation of DNA-templated transcription. Gene Ontology annotation, cellular component: nucleus. Gene Ontology annotation, molecular function: DNA-binding transcription factor activity; transcription cis-regulatory region binding.
CCAAAACCCCAAACUCUCUCUCUUCUCUCUCUCUCUCUCUUUCUACCACACACACACAAACAGAAACUGGGUACAAGCAGGUGAGCUUAAAUUAGCAAAAGAGGGAGAGAGAGUUAAAGGCAGUAUAUAGGGCGCCUUUUCCUUUAUCCCUUCACUUAAAGUUGACGCCAAUUCUGGUGUUAUUUCCAUGGUUAAAGCAGGUUUUAUACCCAAAUCGUAUCCCACCUCCUCAAUUUUUUUAUUUUUUUUAAUUUUCUAUCUCUUUCCUCUCAUCUCUUUCAGUUUUCUAUAAGAAUAGAUUCCGGGUUCAAAGAUUGAUUUUUUCUCUCAUUUUUUUUUUGGGUUUGAAGGGUUAAUUUGUUUCCUGAUCAUGCACAUGGAUCAUUCUUGAAUCCUCUUUUUUGUUAAAACAAUUACUAUUUGAUGGCGUUAAGGUUGGAAUAGUGGGAAAAUAUACUCAAAAAAGGAAAAGGAUUUGUUUGGUUGAGCGAUGAAUAAGAAUAGUCAGCUGGGAUCCGUGAGCAGCUCUGAUCUCAUCGAUGCAAAGCUGGAGGAGCAUCAAUUGUGCGGAUCCAAACAGUGCCCCGGCUGCGGUCACAAGCUCGAAGCCAAGCCGGAUUGGGUGGGCCUACCCGCCGGAGUGAAGUUCGACCCGACCGACCAGGAGCUUAUCGAGCAUCUCGAAGCCAAAGUCGAAGGCAAGGACUCCAAAUCCCACCCCUUGAUCGAUGAAUUCAUCCCCACCAUCGAAGGCGAAGACGGGAUUUGCUACACUCACCCUGAGAAACUUCCUGGAGUGACAAGAGAUGGAUUGAGUAGGCACUUUUUCCACCGGCCGUCGAAGGCCUACACCACCGGCACGAGGAAGCGGAGGAAGAUCCAGAUGGAAUGCGACUUGCAAGGCGGCGAGACGCGGUGGCACAAGACGGGCAAGACGCGGCCGGUCAUGGCUAACGGCAAGCAGAAGGGCUGCAAGAAGAUCUUAGUCCUAUACACUAAUUUCGGCAAAAACCGGAAGCCGGAGAAGACGAAUUGGGUGAUGCAUCAGUAUCAUUUAGGGCAGCACGAGGAGGAGAAGGAAGGAGAGCUCGUCGUCUCCAAGAUUUUCUACCAGACUCAGCCUCGCCAGUGCAACUGGACGGAGAGAGGAGGCGCCGCCGCCGCCACUGCCGGAGAGAGUGGGAGCUGCUCCUCUUCUAAAGAAAUGAUCCCUCAAAGAGAUGAUUUCUCAGCUUCAGUCCCGACUUAUACCGGCAUUGAUAUUCAUCAGCUCAAAGCCGAUCACUUCGGAUAUCUCCCUUACAGAAAUGAGGCUGGGAGCAUAGGAGGAGAGGCUUCAAUUGCAAGGGAAGGAGCAGGCACGUGCGAAGAGCGUGACAUGGGACAGCAUCACGUGACCACCCAUGACCACCAUCACCAUAUUGCCGCCACCGCGUUUCACAUAAGCCGGCCUUCGCACUCCAUCUCCACCAUCAUCUCCCCUCCGCCUCUACACCAUACCUCGAUUAUUCUCGAUCAAGAUCACCCCUUUCAUGUCCCCCGAAUCAUGCUCCCCAAUGAAAAUUACCAGCAACAACAACAGCAACAACAUCAUAAAAUUGGGGGAAGGUCUGCAUCUGGAUUGGAGGAACUCAUCAUGGGAUGCACCUCAACUGACAUGAAAGAAGAGUCAUCAAUGGCGAACCAACAAGAAGCAGAAUGGUUGAAGUACUCGACAUUCUGGCCCGACCCGGACAACCCGGAUCAUCAUGGAUAGAAACAAACACCCAUAAAUCAUUACCAUAAUCAUUACUUGUAAGUGCUGCCAAGACCAAUAUACACUAUUGUUUUUCUUCCUUUUCCUCUCCCUCUUUUUUACUCUAAAUUUCAGGGCUGAACUAACUGUUCAACAAAAAACACAUGUUGCAAAAGCAAGAAAAAGAAACAAAAAUAAAGGAACCAAGAAAAAGCCGCCUCUCUUCUGACAAACACAACACAAUACAACACAAAGAGAAGAUAGAAAGAGAGAGUGAUAGAAGCAAGGAAAGAAAACCCCCAUGUCCAAAGCGAUAAAUUCUUGCUGCAUCAAAAUCAUCACCAUCAUCAUCAUUACAUUACUAUACCGUCUUUAUACUAUAUGUUUAUUCCUUGUUAUUAUUAUUUUUUCAUUUUUAAGUUAAAUUUUUUUUGUACUACAAUUUUUGUCAAUUGUGUUACACAAAAGAAUUAUAGAUACUUUUAGAACACAAUAUUGCAAAUGGAAACUGUGUUUAUAGUUUUUUUAGUA